UGUCCACCGCCGGGUUUCUUCUCCCCUUCUGCCCCUCCCCUCACCUACACACCAUGACCCUUCGCAACCCCGCUAAUCUCGCAUAGCUCUCACUGAACCUAGAACUCAAAACCCUUUGCCCCUUGUCACAUCCUCGCCUUACAACAGCACCAGCAUUAAUACACCAAGGGCCAACCCGCGUCCUUUUACUUCUCUCCUGGAUCUCUUAAUACCCUCGCCGCCAUGACCUCACCCCGUCCGGCUCCUGCCUCGCACAAGCUGCCUCUAUACAUUCGCAACGUGUCAUGCGAUCAGUGGAUUCGUCUGUCCAUUGACAGCUCAUCUACCGUGGCAAUGCUCAAGGACAAGGCGCUCGACCGGUUGGGCAUUGGUGACGAAGAAGCAGACUUACACUUCGAUAUCACAAGGCUGCACUCAGACAACAAGGUAACAGGCACUGCCCUCCGACAGAGCCACAGUCGACCAGGCCUGUCAACGGCAACGGCGACAGGCGCCAACGACAGAAGUUUCCUUGCUCGAGCACCGAAAGCGGUCCUUGCUGCUGAGUCGAGAUGCGGAGCUCGACAGCCAUCACGGCUACUUGUCGUAGCUGAGUCCAUCGCAGCGCGCAGGCAGGCUGAGCUCAUCUUGGGAGGUGAUCCUGGAAGAGGUGGGCCAGGUUCGAUGCCUCAGACCCAAAUCAGUCCACAUACGCAACCCACUCUACAUCGCACCAGACACCUCAGGAGAGCUCAGAGUCUCGGCGUCAGCCGCACACCAGCAUCGCCACGCCGCGACCCCGGCUCAGCGCAACACCCCUCCGCUGGAUCACCACUACUCAAGCGUUUGCCAAAGACUGCGACAUCGAAUGAGUCCAUAGCAAGCGUGCUUGCUCUCGCACAAGCUACCGAUAUGGUCUUGACUAGCACGCCCACCAGCAGAGUCAUCAACACACCCAGCUCCAGCAGAGACGACCCGUUUCAGCAUACAUCGUAUCUUAAGACACAAGCGAGCAUCUCUUCCCUGUCCGGUGCAGGAGAUGACGAACGCUCGCUCAGCCCUCAAUCUGUCUCUCUGGAUCUGCCACGGACUUCUACAGAUACCAACGAACUCGAGCAUGCAAAGUCAGCGGAGGCCAUUGUGGUGCGUACGUCGUCUCCACCUCCAGUAUUGGAGAGACAGGAUUUGGCUCGUAUUCUACGUGGUAACGAGGUCGCCAAGAAGUGUGAAGAAGAAGCUCUGAGGAGACUCAACGAAAGCCUCGAGAAGUCACAUCUUGUCUUCGGCAAGCUUUCCACAGCUUCCCCGACCGAGCUUCGGCAGCCUCCGCUCAGCAUUUCCACCUCGUCUCGAAGCGCCGAGCCGUACACUCACCGUCGCCCGACCACCAUGACAGCGAACGCUCGAAGAGCUCAGAGGCAGAAGCAAAGGGCAAUGGAGUAUCUAGAGGUAGACGACGCCUUGCAGGACGACAUAGACGUCGAGGUCGAGGUUGCCGAGCCUAAUGUCUCUGACCCAACUUCGAGCACACAUCUGAGGGCCUCGUCCUGGGUGCCACCAAGAGGGACAGUUUCAUCAGACGAUGCCGAGCACAAGGAGCUAUCAUCUGAUGAGGCAUCUACCAAAGUUGACCUCGAGCCUCUGCCAGGAGCAAUGGAUCUGAUCCUGUGUAGAACUACAGCAGACGAAGCGAUCACGCCAAUGUCGCCUGCAAGCUCGAGCGGUGCGUCGUGUACCUUGGAAAGCCCUCACUCACUGAGCACGAGCUCAAGUCGUGGCCAGCAUGUUGAUCUUGAGACGACGGAUGAGCAACGGCUUUGGGGCACGCAGUUGGAGGCAGAUCUGGCUAAGCGUCGGAGACAGGGCGAUAAUGAUGGCCUCUCACAGACGGCUGGCCCACUUUCAAUCUCUGCCCAUAGGCGUCACCGUAGUGGAACGAUCAAGGCUCCUGCGCUACAAUCUGUCAACACAUCAGGAGUAUUAAAUGAGCGAGUAAGUGCCCCAACUUUGUACGAACAGAAGCUUCCAGCAUCGCCACUACCUGUCAAGCCAGCUUCUUUCUCUUCGUUGCCGCCCCAGGAGCAAAGUGCGAAGGCCACGGAAGCUGCCUCAUUACACGCACCGACAGCUUCUUUUGGACUUCAGCGAGGAAGUGCGAUCGGCAGUGCGACCUCAAUUGCAUCUCCUGCUCAAGUCGAUUCGCUACUCAACCAGCUACGCAGCUCAACAAGCUACUGCUACGAAUCCGAUGGAAAGCGUACCUCGCGAAGCCGUCGCACGGCGGGCCAGUACUGCUUGUUUUCGUUCAGUAAGGGUAUGACACUCGACGAAAACGCAAGCUUGAGCAGCUGCCGCCUAAGACCUUUCGAGUUGCUCGAGCUUCACCUUCACUCGACACGACAUCGAGUGCGGCUGCCUCGAUAUCAUUACACAAAGAGCUCCGCACCACAUCGCCUUAGUGGUGAAAAUCUCUCCAGACAUACUCCCAGCACGGCCUUUGGGGCAUCCCCGACGUCCACGUCGCGCCCUCCACAGAAAGCGGUGGCUCCGCCAUUGCUGGAUUGCGACUAUCUGGACAGCUUCGCUCAUGGAUGGGCAUAUGUGCAUCACCCUCGAGGUUGCCCCGAGAAAGCUCGCGCUGUCGGUCUAGGAUGCUGGAAGCUCAGAUGGCUCGUUGUUCACCAGGGAUAUCUCUGUGUCUUUAGGCGAAGGCCUGAUCCUGCGAAUGAUGGUUUAGUAGCAAGAGGUCGCGAGCAGGGUGGCGAGAAAGGCGAAGAGAGGACCAAAGCAGGCUCAGCGUCUCCUCAAGGUCUGAUUGCUAAGCUCAAUUUGUCUGUCAUCUCGUGGAUAAGUUCAGAGCUGGCAGACGGGGCGACGAACCCAGUCUUGAGAACUCUUGCUCAGGAUCUUAUCAAUGUCUGCUUCAACAGCCCAUCAGAGCACAAAUCAGUGGGAGCGAGAAGCGAGACCGGACCGGGAUCACAUCAUCACAUUGUCUCUUUGCGCUUUCUCACGGAUCACGCGGCUCGUUGCUGGUAUGCACUCUUCCAAAGAGUCCAUUGUCGCUACCAACUAGCUCGACGAGGAGACACUCUCAAGCUCGAGGAGCUGGCCAAGCUACCGCUUCGAUCCAACAUCGACGUCUUUCGCGGCAUUGCCGAUUUUCUCCAGCAGACGGAAAUUGACCUGCCUUGCCCCUGGGACGCUUCUGUCAAGGUCAGCGUUGAUGACUGGCGAAAACGCGCCUACCUCCGGAGCCUGGUCGCUGGAAGAGGUGGAGUGGUUUUACCAGGUAGAUCUGGCAGGGGUGGGGGCCGGAAUGCUUUAUUGAAGACCAGGGUCACUCCGGUGGGCGGGAAUGUAGACGCAGAAGAUGCCGAUCUGUGGAGCGACCAUAGCGAAGAAGAAGGGGUCUUUACGGUACAAGGGGACGCUUUUGUCUGUACGGACCCCUCAUCAAGUACAGUCGCUCCUGGCUCGCUGAUGUCCGAUUUGCAAGGAUUCCCCGGCGAGGUUGUACUACAGCAGCGAGCGACAAGCAUGGAAGAGGCGGUCACCACCUCUACUCUCAUUGGUGAAGCGAAAGCUACUUCCUUGAAGAAACAUAGCAAGCGACCGAGCACACAAGGUGAUGGGACGCACCGCUUGUUCCAGCUGGGCAUACCGCAUCACAAAUCUGCCAUCAACAUGGACCCAUCCAGCUGGUUUCCUCCGCCACCACCGCCACCGGACUCUGGCUCGACGGAUAGUACCUACAAGGCUCUAGCAAUGCGACGCAACUCAUUUGCGAAUCUGGCUGCUGCCUUUGUCGGUGGCGGACGCCUGUCUUCUUCUCACGGGCGACGUUCAGGUACUGGUAAGAAAGGCCCUCCGGCCUUGGCCAGACCUGAGCUGACGCGCCUGCAGACAAAUUCGAGAGGACCCAGUGUAGACAUGGCAAAGCGAAGCCAUGAGAGUGCUACACUGCCUGCAGAACUUACCGUCCUUAGCGGAGACGUGACAUCUGCUUCUCUUCGGACCACCUCGUUGUCUGCCCCGAUCGGGAUGUCUACACCUCUUGCAAGUACGACAACAACGUCGACUUCGGACUCAGUCACACUCGAGGAUUCUGAGGCACAUACGGAACGCCUGACGGCGGGCGAGAAUCUGGCGACCAAGCUCAUCGUCUCAGAUUCGCAGGUAGAGAAUUGCUCCUUGCACUCCUCCUCUUCCCUCACUCCUAGACCUCGAGCGCUGGUGCUCAUGCAUUUGUCUGAGCCGCAAAGAAUUCCAACGCCGAGUAAUGGCUCACCUUCAGUCCUCAAGAGCCUUGUUUCCGAGGCGAGCGCCUCCAGGCCAAGCACGCCGAGAGUCUCAGGCGCCCUCUCGCCCCUCAGAACACAAACUGUAGACAACAGCGCUGCCAGUGGUGAAGGUAGCGGCAGCAGGUCGCCUCUCAUUCCCCCUCGUUCACCAUACAGGACAUCGCUGGGCCGCAGGGCUGUCCAAGCGGAACAUGUGGCCGUCACUCGUGCUCCUGCCAAUGGUCAUGGCGAGUCUGAGGGGCAGGAGCGUCGACCUUCGCUUGCUGAACUCCCCUUCCUUGUGCUAGAGACUACAGCUUCUUCCUCUGCCGUGGCCGUCCUCGCCUCUCCCUUCAAGCACGAGCCCCUAGCAGGCUCUGCAUCGCCAUCAGCACACGUGCAAACAUCUGCUGCCUCUGCAUCCAUUCCUACGGCGACAUCGCAAACAACAGCAAGUCUAUCUCACGACGCAUCGUCACCAGCAGCUCCAACGAAUCAACUCACAAGUCAACAAAGCACCAAUGCGCCCCUCUCCGGAGUACAGAUGAGUCAAAGUCCCGGCCCAGCCGCAACUUCAAUCUCAGGCGCAAGUCAAGGCAUAGACAUAGGUGAUGGGUCACCGCUCAUCUCGGCUUCUUCACUCCUUCUUGAGGAGUUUGCGCAGCAGAAGAAGCGGGGGAGGGGAUGGAGCUUGAGUCGAUUUAAGUCGAAGAAGGGAUGAACCUCAGGCAGGAGAGAGGUUCGUCAAGGUGCCGCUGUAGUUGAUUCAUUCAUUUCGGUCGGACAGGGUCGUGUAUAGAUCGAACCUAUAAUAGAUGUUGUGGUACGCGGUACAUAUGUGAAACCUGCUCCCUUGGCGUGCAACCACACAGA
Microstroma glucosiphilum is the source of this 5135-nucleotide messenger RNA. RefSeq lists its product as hypothetical. The transcript has a single exon. The record is from RefSeq and is a predicted model, not a curated record. The coding region runs from base 223 to 4983 and encodes 1586 amino acids. Lineage: Eukaryota; Fungi; Basidiomycota; Exobasidiomycetes; Microstromatales; Microstromataceae.